Messenger RNA from Phodopus roborovskii (desert hamster), 3230 nucleotides. RefSeq names its product proline rich basic protein 1 (gene Prob1). The record is from RefSeq and is a predicted model, not a curated record. The coding region runs from base 168 to 3230 and encodes 1020 amino acids. Lineage: Eukaryota; Metazoa; Chordata; Mammalia; Rodentia; Cricetidae. Gene Ontology annotation, cellular component: nucleoplasm. The transcript has a single exon.
CACCUGGUAGGGCCCAGGGCUUAGGUCUCUUUGCUGCCUGGACAGUGGACACUGGCGCUUUAAGACGCUAUGACCCCACGGCAUCCAGGCUGGGCGGGGACAGUGCAGGCGCGACUAGCCACUAACGGAGGCACUGUCGGGAGGUAGUGCUAAGUGUCCUGCCCACCAUGCUGACAGCGCUCGCCCCACCAGCCCGUCCUGGGCUCUCAAGGCGGCUGCCUGCCCCUGCGGGGCGUCAGGAUUCGUCCGGUUCGUCCGGCUCCUACCACACAGCUCCCGGUUCUCCAGAGCCGCCGGACGUUGGGCUGGACACAGAAGGCCAGGGGACUUGGCUCUGGGUGGCCCCUGGGCGGGGGGCGGGCGCGCAGCCUGUCCUGUCCGUCAGCGCCCAGAAUAGCCGCCAGCAGCACUGCUCCGGCUCGGGUUUCCCGCGAGGCCCGGGCUCCGGCCCGCAGCCGCCUCGGCCCCAGCUGCGCAUGCUGCCGUCGGGGGAGAUGGAAGUCAUCUUCGGCGCGGGGACUCUGUUCAGCCGCUCCGACGCGGAGGGCCUGGAAGAGCAACAGCUCAUGGCGCCUGCCUUCAGCAGCCCCUCGCUGCCCCGGUCAGCGUCGCCUGUCUCGGCGUCGCCGCAGCCGCAGGGCCCCGACGGGGGCUCUCGCUGGGCCACCUACCUGGAGCUGCCGCCCCGCGUGCCGAGUCCUGCCGUCUCAGGCCAGUAUGAGUGUGUGGAGGUGGCCCUGGAGGAGCGCACCGCGCCCGUUAGAGCCCGCACCGUGCCGAAGCGGCAGAUCGAGCUGCGUCCCCGGCCUCGGAGUCCCUCGCAGGACAGUCGCGCGCCGCGUCCCCGACUGCUCUUGCGCACCGGCUCCCUGGACGAGUCUCUGAGCCGCUUGCAGGCCGCCGCGGGCAUCGUGCAGACGGCUUUGGCCAGGAAACUGGGCUCUGCGGUCCCAGCCCCCAGCAAUGUCACUUUUAGGCCCACGGGGAAGCCAGAACCCACGACGGACCCUCAGGAGACAGCACGAGGCACUCGUGUGGUCCCUGAAGAGGCUAAGUCUCGGCCACCCCGCCCACACGAUAGCUCUGUCCCCGCCAGAGCCCCGCGGCCUUGGCCCAGCCUCCGAGAGCGAGCGAUUCGGCGAGACAAGCCGGCGCCCGGGACCGAGCCGCUGGGUCCAGUUAGUUCCAGCAUCUUUCUGCAGUCAGAGGAGAAAAUCCAGCAGGCUCUCGAACAGGAAUCCAAGAUGCAGUUCCUUCGUGAGACUCCGGAUCGAACCAUACCGAGGGCACGGAGUCCUCCUUCCCACCCCAGAAGCUCCCGGGUGAUUCCCAGUAGGGUUGUGAGACCGAGGAGCCCAUCUCCUCCGCGGCAGGCUCCAAAUGGGGCCGUGCGGGGUCGUCGCUGCCCAUCCCCCCAGAACCUUUCACGACCUCAUAGGACUGUUUGGAAAAUGAGUAGCCCGUCCUGCCCUGAAGCAUCCUCUGAAUGGGAAAAUCGGAAUGCAGCCGUCGAGGAAGUCCUGAGCAGCACAAGGAGCCCUUCCCCUCCACCUCUUUCUCAGUGGACUCAGGGUGUCACUAGAGUGGGGAACCCAUAUCCUGAAACUCCUUCUCUGUGGAAGGUUCCGCAUUCGAGAGGUGGAGAUGCAACAGGGCGGAGUAGGGACCGGUCCCUGCCAGUCCUGCUCCCACGGGAGUCACCUGAUCAUCCUAUUGGAACAAAUAGCCCAUCGCCCCGAGAGACACGGGGUCCUAUUGUGCAGGAUUCGUCGAUGAUAUUGUGUCAGGAAGCUAUGAACGGCCUAACUCAGGAGUUGGAGGUGCCUACACCAUCAGCACCUGGGACCCCAGAACUCACGGAGGCGCAGUGUCUGCUCACAAGGGAAAACGCGGAUUUUGCCUACAGAGUCAGGCAGCCAUCUCCAGUUAUAGACACACCAGAACCGCCCGGAAGUCAUCUCACAAACGUCCUGGAAGACGGUGUGUGCCCAGAAGCCUUGGCCUCAGGAGAAGCGGCUUCUGGACGUCCACGCGUGACCAUUCCGCGGCCGCGAGAUGUGCGCAAGAUGGUUAAGACCACCUAUGCUCCUAGCUUUCCUGCGGGAACCCCAGGCUGCGGGCUUCCCGCGCCUCCUGCAGACACCUGCGGGGAGGGAGGAGAUGCAUCCAAAGCACAUGAGCUCCCGGUGCUGGAGUCACCCGCCCCGGCUCAUUACACUUCCAUUUUUCUCAAGGACUUUCUGCCGGUAGUACCUCACCCCUAUGAGUCUCCAGAGCCUUCACUCCAUGCAACCCCUAAGGAUGUCUCCCACUCCAGCGGGGUCCUGAAGCGGAGAGCAGAGAACAGCACUGCGAAGCCUUUCGCGCGCAGUGAGAUCCGCCUGCCUGGUGCUCUAGCCUUGAGCCGGCGACGGGAGAAAACCACGAGUGUCCAAGGACGAAGUACUGCGGGAGAAAACCCGGAUGCUGAGGCCCCGAGACUGAUCCCAGACCUCGAGACUCGGACCAGCCCCCUAGGAGGCGCUCGUACUUCAACCCAGUGGUCUCCAUUAGGAUCAGCAGGGACCCAACCUCCUGUCCCUGGCUCCCCGCUGGCAUGUCCCAACUCGAACCUUGGGGCAACACCCGAAUUGGAGACACCCCUUGUGGAUCCUGUAACUGCGGUCCAGCCGCCCCUCCCACGGGAGCCUCAGGUGGCGGCGGCCAGGACCGCUGCAUCCCUCCCUCGAGCUGCCUCUGCGCCUCCUACGGACCGGCUACUUCCUGCAUCCUCCCAAGGGAUGCGGAGGCUUCCAAGAGCCGCGCCGCCAGGGAAGGUCCUCGUAGACCCGGAGAGCGGUCGCUAUUACUUUGUGGAGGCUCCGCGGCAACCUAGGCUGCGGCUACUCUUCGACCCCGAAAGCGGGCAGUACGUGGAAGUGCUGCUGCCGCCCUCGCCCUCUCUCUCCCGGCCACCACGACAGGCCUAUGCCCCGCUGGCCCUAGGGCCGGGCCUCUAUCCACCAGCCUAUGGGCCUAUCCCUGGCUCGUCACUGUCGCCGCCAUCCCCUAACCUACCGCCCCUAGGCAGUCUCCAGCUACCCUGGGCCCCUGAGGCUGGGCCCCUGGAGGGGAUGUGCUACAUGCCCUUGAGCGGGACCCCCAGUCCAGCUCCACCGAUGCUCUUCUGUGCUCCGCCCUCCAGUUCCGGUCCCAUCCAGUCCAGCAAGGGUUCUGUGUUUCCUUUGUGA